UAUUUGAAAAGGAGAUCAUCUAGCCUAUUAAUUGCAUUUGCAAAAACAUGCAAAACUAAGACAUAUGUGCUCUAAUUUUAUAUGAUUUUGUUUUGGCUCAAUUAUUGCAUAAAAUGUGUUAUAUUUUUUAGUAUCAACAUUUUAUUUUUGUUUUAAACAUUUCCUGGCAAUUCCGUUACUCUUGGAUUAUUUAUAGGGUCGAUGUGUAACGCAGAAGAGACCUCUAAAGAUGUCAAGCAGGAGAUGUGCUCACUUAUUCCUUCUUGGGGUGGCAUUAAUUUUAUUUCUUACAUUUUCGAAAUCAUCUGGGACACUAGUGAGGAAUUCAGCCCAUAAAGGAGUACACGAGACGCAGCGGAGAAUUGCGGGCGGGUACCACCAUACGACCGUUAAUUAUCAGGUUUAUCACACUCAGUGGAGGAUGCCAACGACUUCAAAACCCACAUUAAAACAGAAACAGUUCCAUUUUAAUGGAAAGAAACACUGGAAAUACGCAACUAAUGUGACACUACAGUUAAACGGGCCUAAUGUAUGUGGAAACAGGUGCUGCCACGGAUGGACCCUUUCACCCAAGACUCAGAAAUGCACCAAACCAAGGUGCCUUCCACGCUGCCACAACGGAGCCGUGUGCAGGCAGCUCAACACAUGUGAAUGCAGAACGGGCUUCUACGGGGCCCGCUGUGAGUUUGCAAGCGUGACCUACGGCCUCGUAGGCCUUCCCUGGGCCUUACUGCGCCCCACCAGCCCCAUGGUCAGCACCACCACCACCACCUCAGCACCAACCAUCACCCUCCCACCAUCCACCGUCAUCCCCACCACCACCACCCCAGUGCCUGCUGAGACCACAGCUGCAUGGAGGACAGAGGGGACACCAGCCAGCACCACCAACCCAGAGACCAAGAAAUAUUACACUGUGCGCUGGCAACCUCUUACUCUGCAGGAGGCCCAGUUACUGCUACUAAAGAAGGCAUUGGCCCGUGGGGGCCGAGGCGACAAGAUGACCACCAUCCUGAUGAAACACAUCGAGACAGAGCGCAAGAAGCUCCAAUCAGCCUCACCGUCAGACCUACAGGACACCCGGACCACCAGUGUCAAGAGCUUCCACACCCAGAAGGGCCAGUACACUGUCCAUGUGAGCCCAUCUGCGGCCAGCAACCAGACCGCCGGCCACCGAGGAGGAACGGCAGCAGGGGCAGGAAGGAGAGGAGCUGAGCGCAUCAAGGUGCUCUUCACCCCGACCAUCUGCAAGGUGCGCUGCACCCAGGGACGCUGCACCAACUUCUGCGAGCAGGGCAAUGUGACCACCCUCUACAACAGUGAACAGGGGGGCCGGGCUGCGCUGGGACCGGGCUUCAGAGUCUUCCUGUGCCCCAUGUUGUGUCAAAAUGGAGGGGUCUGCAUCCAGAAGGACCGCUGCCUCUGCCCGCCAACCUUCACCGGCAAGUUCUGCCACAUCCCCGUGGCCACGCCCUCCACCAAUGACAUUGAGAAGCCUCCACGCAUCCCCUCGGUGCUGGCCAGUCAGCAGCUGCUGACCCAGUCGGAGUACAUUCUCCCCCUGCAGAGCCAGCAGCAGAGCCACAGUCAGCCCAGCGGUGCGUCUGGCUCAUCCAUGGUCAAGGUGCGGGUGCAGCACCCCCCAGAGGCCAGCGUGAAGAUCCACCAGGUGCUGAAGGUGGGGUAUGGGCCAGGCACGGUUAGGGAGCAGUCGGAGACGGUCACCUGGUCAGCAGGCCUCUCGGGGGCCAGGACCAGUGUUCUGCCAGGGGAGAGGGCCGAAGCCCCACCACCCAAACCCAGAGUCCAGGCCCAGACCAUCCAUGGUGACUCCACCUACACAGAAUCCUCCGGGUUCAAGUACUGCUUCAGGGAGGUCCGCAACGGCCAGUGCAGCUCACCUCUCCCAGGACUCAGGAGUCAGGACACCUGCUGCCGAGGGAUUGGACUGGCCUGGGGCAUCAACGAGUGUGUCCUCUGUCCCCCUAACAAAGGAAAUGGAGUCGAUGGGAGCUGUCCGGCUGGAUUUGAGAGGAUCAACGGCACCCAGUGUGUUGAUGUUAAUGAGUGUUUGCAGCCAGGCUUCUGUGAGAACGGCAACUGUGUGAACACUCGGGGGAGCUACAGUUGUGUCUGCAGGCAAGGAUACAUACUGGACGCCUCUCACGGGAUCUGUAUCUCUCGUAAGGUGAUCUCGGAGGAUAAGGGCCAGUGCUAUCGUAUCCUAAACUCUGGCUCUGGCCGUGGUAGCUGCUCCGUGCCCAUCCUCAGGAACAUCACCAAGCAGAUCUGCUGCUGCAGCCGUGUGGGCAAGGCCUGGGGCAAGAACUGUGAGAGGUGUCCCUACUUUGGAUCAGUUGCUUUCAAGGAGAUCUGCCCAGCAGGGCCUGGCUACCACUACUCUGCCUCUGCCAUCAAGUUCAACCAGAGGGUGGUGGAGCAGCACGGGACUGGAGGUCCCCCUGUCAUAUCCCAGAGCACCCCACAGACCAGGCCACAACAACCAGCCAGUAGUGGUGCACUGACUCCCCAAACUAGGCCCCAACAAUCUUCAAACUCAGGCUUUUUCACUUCCCAAACUAGACCCCAACAGCCAGAUGAUAGAGCUCUCACACCUCAGACCAGACCCCAGCAGCCAUCGAGUGGAGGCUCCCUGUCCCCCCAGGGCAGACCACACAUCCCAGCCAUCUCUGUUACAGCAGGACCCACCCGGGUGGUGACAGCUCUACCCCCCACUCAGACCCAACGGCCUCCAGUUGACCGACGGCCAGUAUCUCCAGUGAGACCCGCCCAGCCCCUCCCAUCUCCGGUCACGCCCCGCCCACCCAUCCCCAGGCCAGUGCGGGGUGUGUGUGAGACCAUGCCCCAGGUGUGUGGACAGGGCCGCUGUGUGGACCAGCCCGGAGGGAGACAUACCUGCAUCUGUAACGAGGGAUACCAACACAAUGCUCAGCAGACUCAUUGUCAAGACAUAGACGAGUGCAGGAAGUCUCCCCCGCCCUGCGGCAGCGGCCGCUGCCAAAACACAGAAGGGGGCUACAGGUGCAGCUGCCCCUCUGGAUACCAGCCGGGACCCCAGGGCACCAGCUGUAUAGAUGUCAAUGAGUGCAUCCAGGCUCUCAGUCCCUGUUCUGUUGGGGAGUGUGAGAAUACACCAGGCCGCUACAGAUGUGUGUGUCCUGCUGGCUUCAGAGCCAACUAUCAACAGACGCAGUGUCAAGAUAUUGACGAGUGUCGUCAGGUUCCGAACCCCUGUAACAACGGUCGCUGUGAGAAUAGCCCUGGUAGCUUCAAGUGUGUCUGCCGCACUGGGUACAAGCUAGAGGGCAACACGUGUAAAGAUGUGGAUGAGUGUGAGGACCCCUUGAAGUGUCCUGGUCAGGCCUGUGUCAACUCUCCAGGAUCAUACAAGUGUGUGUCUUGCCCACCAGGGUUUGGGCUGCUGAACGAACAAUGCCGAGAUGUUGACGAGUGCCGUCAGACCCCCAGCCUUUGCACCAAUGGUCGUUGUGAGAACACUCCCGGGAGCUACAGGUGUGUUUGCCAUACGGGAUACAAACUACAAGGCAAGACCUGCACAGAUGUGGAUGAGUGUGAGGACCCUUUGAGGUGUCCUGGUCAGGCCUGUGUCAACUCUCAGGGUUCUUACAACUGUGUGUCUUGCAAGCCAGGCUUCAGCAUGAUUAAUGGACAAUGCUCAGAUAUAGAUGAGUGUCGUCAAUUCCCCGGCCCAUGCACCAACGGUCACUGCGAGAACACCCAGGGUAGCUACAGCUGUGCGUGUCUCACUGGCUACAGACUACACGGUGAUACCUGUACAGACGCGGAUGAAUGUGCAGACCCGUCCCAGUGCCCUGGACAGGAGUGUGUCAACUCCCAGGGCUCAUACAAGUGUGUGUCCUGCAAGCCAGGCUUUGGGCUGGUGAACAGACGCUGCACAGAUGUUGACGAGUGCCUCCACAGCCCCACUCCCUGCGCUAACGGUCGUUGUGAGAAUACGGCUGGAAGCUACAAGUGUGCGUGCCGAUCUGGCUUCAGGCUACAGGGCAACACCUGCACAGAUGUGGAUGAGUGUGAGAACGCUCUGCAGUGUCCUGGUCAGAAGUGUAUCAACUCUGAGGGCUCCUUCAUAUGUGUGGCCUGUAGCCCAGGCUUUGAGGCUGGAAACGGACAGUGUACAGAUGUUGAUGAGUGUCGGCAGACCUCCAACCUAUGUACCAACGGCCUCUGUGAAAACACUCUCGGUAGCUACCGGUGCGUUUGUCGCACCGGGUUCAAACUACAGGACAGCGUCUGUAUUGACGUUGAUGAAUGUGAAGACCCCUCACAGUGUCCUGGGCAACGGUGUGUGAAUUCUGAAGGCUCCUACAAGUGUAUCGCCUGCAAAGCUGGCCACAGUAUGCAAGAUGGGUUAUGCGCAGAUGUGGAUGACUGCCAGAGCCCUGACACCUGUGGUGCAGCGAGACUGUGUGUGAACACGGACGGCUCCUACCGCUGUGACUGUCACCCAGGCUACAGAACCACUGGCCUUGGACGCCAAUGUAGAGACGUCAACGAGUGUCUAGAGGGGGAGUACUGCUUCCCCAAGGGAGAGUGUGUGAACACAGAGGGCUCCUACCGCUGUGUGUGCUCCCAGGGUUACACCACCAGCAGCGACGGCAGCUCCUGCCUAGAUGUGGAUGAGUGUGCCAGGUCAGGCCCGGGGGUGUGCCAGGAUGGGCGCUGUGUCAACACAGAGGGCUCCUACCAGUGCCAGUGCCAAGUGGGAUUCACCACCAACCCAGAGAAGACAGCCUGUCUGGAUGUAGAUGAGUGCUCAGAGGGAGCAGUGUGUUGGUCACAACGUUGUGAGAACACCAUUGGCUCCUACCGCUGUAUCACCUCCUGUGAGCCGGGCUACCGGGUCACCCGCACCGGAGAGUGCGUCGAUAUCAAUGAGUGUGCCAAUGAGACCGUAUGCGGGGAGCAUGCGUUCUGCCAGAACCUAAUUGGAACAUACCAGUGCAUGUGUGACCAGGGCUACACAGCCACCAGCGAUGGGAAGGGAUGUGCGGAUGAAAACGAGUGUGAGACUAUGCAGGGUGUGUGUGGCGCGGCGCGCUGUGAGAAUGUGGAUGGCUCCUUCAUGUGUGAGUGUCCAGGACAGGGGGAAGAGUUUGAUACGCGCUCAGGACAAUGCCUCAGCACGCACCGACCAGGUCUUCCCGUGUUCCCUGGCGGCUCCUCCUCGUCUUCGUCUUCCUCCACCACCGACCUCGGUCCCCAGCGUCGGCCCGAUGCGUCCCAGCUGCCCCCUGCCCGGCCUGGCGAGUUGAGGGAGUGUUACUACAACACCGAGGAGCAGAGCUCGUGCAGCGUCCUGGCCCGCAACACCACUCAGCAGGAGUGCUGCUGCACCGUGGGCCAGGGCUGGGGCAUGGGCUGCCAGUUCGACCCCUGUCCUCAACUAGGCACAGCCGAGCACCAGGCGUUGUGCCCCAGCGGACGUGGAUAUGUGACUGGGCCAAGAGUGUUUAGCUACAAAGAUGUGGAUGAGUGUAAACUGUUCCACCCUGAGGUGUGUAAGAGCGGUGUAUGUGUCAACAACAUCCCUGGCUAUUCCUGCUACUGCACCAGUGGCUACUACUACGAUAACGUGUUUCUGGAGUGCAUCGAUGUUGAUGAGUGUGAGGCAGGGGAGGACAGCUGUCCAGGGGGAAUCUGCGUCAACACAUUAGGCUCACACUUCUGUACCUGCGUGCCUCCUCUUGUGUUGGACGACACUCAGCGCAGCUGUGUCAAUUCCACUGGCCUCGCCGUGGAUGAGAAACUGUCCUUCUGCUGGCAGUAUGUCACACCAGACCUGGUGUGUCAGAGCCCCCUGCUGGGCAGACAGGUCACCUUCACUGAGUGCUGCUGUCUGUAUGGAGAGGGCUGGGGACUGCAGUGUGCUCUGUGUCCUGCCAGAGACUCAGAGGACUAUGAGGCUCGGUGUAACGUCAUCCUGAGGCCCCCAGAGUUUCCUCCCUCCUUCCCUGACCGCUACGGUCCGGACCCAGGGCCAGGACCCGGCAGAGGAGGAGGAGGGGGGUAUCGCGUGCCCUAUGGACCGGACUCCUUCCCAGAUCCCAUCCGCCGCAGGCCUGAGUACCCCCGGCCUGACUAUGACGACUACACACCACCAGGGGGCAGCAGGUCUGGCUUCAGAGGCAGAACGCCCAGCACAUUCAGCGUCCCAGAGAGCCCAUACAGACGGCCCUCAGGAUACAUUCCUGAGCGGUACUAUGACGAGGACGACUACGGUCCGCCUGACGCGCCUCCAAGACUUCCCUUCCGGACCCUCCCAGACCCUCGUUCUGAGCUUGCCUUUGGGGCGCGGCCCCCUCUCCCAAUCCCCGAGGGCCUCCCUCUGAGUCUGGCCCCCCUCCCGGACAGUGACCCCUACAGUGAGGAGGAGGAGGGGCUAGAACCCUGGCGUGUGGAACCCCCGUUCCCUGACAGACGGGGGCCAGUUGGUGGAGGCGGAGGCCCAAGGAGAGUCUAUGAGAGACGAUAUGAGCCGUAUGCAGGCCUGAGCACAGAGGACUGUGGGAUACUGCACGGCUGUGAGAACGGCAGGUGUAUCCGUGUGGCGGAGGGAUACACGUGUGACUGCUACGAGGGAUACGAGCUGGACAUGACCUCCAUGGCCUGCAUAGACAUCAAUGAAUGUGAGGAUCCUGACAACGUGUGUGCGAGCGGCCGAUGCAUCAACACAGACGGCUCCUAUCGUUGUGUGUGUCACCGAGGCUAUGUCAUGUCCCAUCGGUCCAACCGCUGUGUGGCGGCAUAACACAGCUACUACUUUGAACAUUGUCUUCCCCCACUCAACAGUCCUAUCUGCUACUAGGGAAGCAUCAGGGGCUCACUAAAAUACCUGUCCAAAAAAGCUGAGAGGGUUGUUCUCUGAAGAAAACGUCAAUGUACUGACGUAUCGUGUCUGAGAGAGAUUUGAGUCCAUAGAACUCUGAUAUUAAUACAGUUUGAGUCUUAUACAGCACGCACAACUCAUUAUACAUACACAUGAGCUCAACUACACACACACACACACACUUGAGACUGCUAUUUUAAAGCAGGUAAAUAAGUAUUAUGUCCCUUAGCCAACCUUUCUUUUGAAGUUGAAAUGCAUAGUGGUGAAAAAGAGGUUAACGUACAUUGUCCAGAAUCCUAACUAUACGAACAUGUAUUUAAAGGUAGGAUCCGGCCCAUUGAGAUUGCUCACUUUGAGCUCAGUCAUGUUCAACACACCGUGUUCUGUGCCUAGACCUGAGGCAGACAGGAACCAUUGAAUUGGGCCAGUGUAGUCUCCAAGACAAAGAUUUACAUUUCAGUCAUUUAGCAGACGCUCUUAUCCAGAGCGACUUACAGUAGUGAAUGCAUACAUUUCAUACAUUUUAUUCUGUGCUGGCCCCCCGUGGGAAUCGAACCCACAACCCUGGCAUUGCAAACACCAUGCUCUAUCAACUGAGCUACAGGGAAGGCUAAGAUGACACGCUACUGCUACAGACGAGCAGAGCCUUUGUCUAAGACGGAAUCUCUGUCUGUGGAUGUUUUGUUAACGAACGCUCUCUUCAGCUGGACUGUACAAAAAAAACCCCAGCAACAUCACAACAUCGCUGAACCAAAUUUGUAUUCCUCUAAAAUGUCAGUGACUUGUAUUCUCUCCAUUUGUUGAUUUUACAACCCCCCACUGAUGUUUAUGAUUGCUUCUUGUAUUAAUUUAUGCUGUUCAAAGUUAAAUGACUCUUUAUGUAAUAAUAACUUUUAUUAUUUUAUAGAAAUGUAUAUGCGGAAGAGGAAGCUACACAUCACUGACAUGUUUGUACAUUUAUUUCUUUAGACUUUUUUUUUUUACAUGAGAAUCGAAUGUACCUUAAAACUGAUAUAAGAUAGUUGACUUUGUAUUCACAAUUUGAAAUGUUGUUUGUGUGAUCAAUACACAAUCAGUGAUAAAAUACCAUGUACAUAUUUACAAUUGAGAAAAAACUUUUUUUUACCAAAUGAUAUCUGUUUCAGUGAGUAGAACCAUUUCUGUAAAUGUUCCUUCCUGGUGUAGUUUACAAGCUGAAACAAACCCAAAAACAUGUCCUCCUUUCAGCACCUAAAGAUGUAUAACACUAUGCACUGUAUUCGUGGACGACGUAGCCGUUGUGUACUUUUUAAACAAUAUUUUUUUGUUGUAAUUUUUUGUAUUUGUUUCUGGUUAAUUGUUUUGUCAGUGAUUUAAAAAAAAAUCUUUAUUGCUAUGAAAACUAUUUGAAAAUAUAUUUGCACACUUUCCAUUCCAA
Messenger RNA from Salmo salar (Atlantic salmon), 8303 nucleotides. Its product is annotated as latent-transforming growth factor beta-binding protein 4. Gene Ontology annotation, molecular function: calcium ion binding. Lineage: Eukaryota; Metazoa; Chordata; Actinopteri; Salmoniformes; Salmonidae. The record is from RefSeq and is a predicted model, not a curated record.